Trichogramma pretiosum is the source of this 1798-nucleotide messenger RNA. RefSeq lists its product as uncharacterized. Bases 108 to 1556 code for a protein of 482 amino acids. Lineage: Eukaryota; Metazoa; Arthropoda; Insecta; Hymenoptera; Trichogrammatidae. The record is from RefSeq and is a predicted model, not a curated record. The transcript is spliced from 10 exons.
UUAACUUGUGCUGCUGAAAUCUUUAACAAAAUACGAAUAAAAAUGUGUAAACAAUUCUUUAGAUUUUAAUUAUCGUUGGUACAUGAAUGUAAAAUAAUACAGGUACGAUGGUUGAUGCAACAGCAGUUUUAACAUCGACGUCUAAUUGCGAUGGUGACAGUUUCAUGAGAAGAACUCGCGGAGCUUUGCGCUCUAUGCGUUCGGUUCUCGGUGGUGGUGGCGAGUACUUGCAAGGACUAAGCACUAGAUUAGGCACCGCUUUGAGUAGUAGUCAUGAUGAAAGUGAUCCAACGACUUCACCUUCAACUCAAACCUCACAAUCUCGACCAGUCAAACAGUUGGCGCAAGAAACAUCUUCCAAGAAAGAAGCUGAUUUUCAGAAAAAACUUCAAUUUUCCAGAUAUAAAAAUGAAUCAAUGUACGAAGAUUAUGAUGCGAUGAUAAGAAGAAAAUUUGAACAACAAGAGAUGGCUCGAUGUUCCCGAAUAAGUCGAAAAUAUCCAGGUAUGUCUUAUGAAGAGAUAGCAUCAUCAAAAUCAACAUCGCAAAAACAAUCAGAGCCAGUGAACGUUGAAGAUCCUGCUAGUCCAGGUAGAGACAGUAUAGAAAGCGCCGAUAUGGAACAACCAAAAGAAAUUAAAGCCCCUGUACAGGAGCGUUUUGAAAAAUUAAACAGCAAAGUUGCAAGGGCUCCAAACCGUUAUCAGUCCGUGAUUUUUCGUUUAGAAAUGCCCUCGAGUAGUAGUUCUGCGAGUGAUGCAGAUUAUGCACCCCAUUUAGAUUCUUCUGGAGACGGGCGUAAAGACUGGCAAAGAUCUGGUAAUGGUUCAUCUGCUUCUAUUCAAUCAUGGACUUCCAGUUUAUCGGCAGAUAGUCAAUCAGAAGAAGCUGCAGUUGAAUUUAUGAAAAUGUUUGUACCUAUGCUGUUUCAAUCGCCAUGUACGAUAGAGCAAGAGCAGAAAGCUCAAUUUGGACAAAUGGUUUUAACAGAACCUGGGCGGAUUUGGUUUGCGAGAGUUGUCAGCUCAAGAAGAGCACGUCCCUGUAUUUCAGAAGAAUCUUUUUAUUCUUUGGCACAGCAUUUCGCUGUCGCACUUUUUGAAUGUCACGAAGCAGAUGAUUUUGGCCCGGCAAAAAAUCUUAUGAACAUGUGUUUCACAUUUUAUCACGAAAUUGAAGUGCCAGGAAUAGAACCAUAUCGAGAAUAUUUAUAUACUAACUUGAGAGUACAACCUAUAUGGACAUCGAUGCGAUUUUGGACUGCUGCAUUUUUCGAUGCUGUUCAAUGUGAAAGAGCUGCCAAGCCUGUGCCUCCUAAACCCAAAUCAAUAGAUCAGGAAGUUGCUGCUGCAGAAGAUAGAAGGUUUCAUGCCAACAUAGUUUUCGGCCAACUUGGGACAUUUACGUGCAAUAUGCAUGCUUUCGGUUUACCUAGAAAUCUCUGUCUCGAAUUUCUUAAGAAACAAUGUAUUAUUGCCAAUUUAACUCCAGACCAAGAAAAAAUGCUCAAAGACAAUAUAGAUCGUAUGUUCGAUGAAACCGAGCCUUGGCGAUAGUUAUAAAUCAACAAACUCUGUAUUGAUGCUAUUCAUUUUAUACGAACUGUGUAUAUAUAACGAAAAAAUUAAGUAAAAUAAGUUAAUUUACAAAUUGACAUACAAUUUUCAAUAACAAUGAAAAUUGACUUUUGAGUCAAUUUAAAUAUGGUUUACUUAACAUUAAGAAUAGGUAUUAAUAAAAAAUUAUUAUCAGUUGCCCUUUAAAUUAUAUUAAAGCUAUGCAAAAAAACUAAGGCAAG